Messenger RNA from Capsella rubella, 1490 nucleotides. RefSeq names its product histone-lysine N-methyltransferase 2D. Gene Ontology annotation, biological process: positive regulation of DNA-templated transcription. Bases 51 to 1214 code for a protein of 387 amino acids. Gene Ontology annotation, cellular component: SWI/SNF complex. The record is from RefSeq and is a predicted model, not a curated record. Lineage: Eukaryota; Viridiplantae; Streptophyta; Magnoliopsida; Brassicales; Brassicaceae. The transcript has 2 exons.
AGAACAUUUCCCGUGGAACCCUAGAAUCCCAAAAUUUGACAGACUCAAAAAUGGAGGACACGAAGCCACCAUUGGGAGGAAACAAUCCUCAGCAGCAGCAGCAGCAGCAGCAGCAGCAACAACAACAGCAACAACAACAACAACUCCUCUAUCAACACCAAUUACAACAACAGCAGCGACAGCAACAACAACAAAUGCUUCUAUUGCAGCAAUUGCAGAAACAGCAACAUCAACAGCAGCAACAAGCAGCAAUGUCUAGAUUCCCAUCUAACAUCGACGUUCAUCUCCGACCUCCAGGGUUAAUCCAGAACCGACCCAUUAAUCCGCCACAGCAGAACACUGCCCCUACCCCUAAUCCUAGCUCUAAUUUGGGACAGACAACACCGGGUUUUCAACAGCAGCAGCAGGUUGUAUCGAGUCAACAGAUGCUGCAGCAGCAACAACAGCAACAGCAGCAGCAGCAGCAGAAACUUAUGCGGCCAUUGAAUCACCUUGAGCUUCAAUGCGCUUAUCAGGACGCUUGGCGUGUUUGUCACCCAGAUUUCAAACAACCUUUCUCUUCUCUCGAAGAUGCUUGCGAGAGAUUAUUACCUUAUCAUGUCGUAGCAGAUUACGAAGCAGAAGAGGAUGAUAGAAUCCUUGAUUCAGACCCAACAGGCCAGGCCUUAUCCCGCUCUCAACAAUGGGAUAACAACAUUGCUGCUAAAGUGGCUGAAUUUACUGCAACGUUUGAGAAACAAGCCCUAGCUUUUAACAUAAUAACUCGAAAGCGAGCAAUGGGAGAAUUCAGAUCCGAGGAAAGGUUGAUGGUAGAACAAGCUUUGCUACAAGAAGAAAGGAAAGCACUGUUUGACCUGAAAGCAGAAAUGGAUAGGGAGAAGGCUGGCAGGGAAGCGCAGGAGGCUAAGUUGCGAAUGGCGGCUUUAGCUCAAGCUGGACAGUCACAAUCUCAUGCCGAAAUAAUGGCUCGUAACCCAUUGAGAGCUAAUGCGGUUGGGAAUCAGGGCAGCAGUAUUCCGCUAAGCCACGAGAUGGGAGAACAGGGACGUAACAUGAACCCUGAUGAGAUGAUGAAUGGAUGGGGAAACAACAGCCAGAAAGAGGAGAAGGAACCUUCUGAAGAUUUCCUGAAUGAUGAGGAGAAUGAGAAUGGGGAGACGGGUGAACAGGAAAACUGGCGUGAAGCAGGAGAAUUCGAUUUGAAUAGCCGGUAGAUGACCAAGGUGGAGACCAUUUGCAGUCUCAUGUAUUUGAAGCUGGAAAGGAAGUUCUAGUUUCUCUUGAUAAUGCUCAUAACUAUAUUCAAGCUGAUAUAUAUAUAUAUAUACAUGCCAAGUACUGGGUUCAGGUCAAGUAUUAUAUGUGUAUGUAUUAUAUGUGUAUGGAUUUGAUAGUGAUUGUUGUAUUUGUAAUAUUGUAAUAUUGUACUUGUGAUUGAGGAAUCGUUGCAGAAGAUUUUUGGUUUGCCUAAUUUAACUCUACAUUUGUUG